Molecule: messenger RNA, 5752 nt
Organism: Eptesicus fuscus (big brown bat)
Lineage: Eukaryota; Metazoa; Chordata; Mammalia; Chiroptera; Vespertilionidae
Gene: PLEKHM1
Product: pleckstrin homology and RUN domain containing M1
Exons: 13
Coding region: 529-3711 (1060 amino acids)
Source: RefSeq, a predicted model, not a curated record
CCCUGGGCGCAGCUUGCUGUUGUCAGUAACUGGAGGCCGCGGGUUCGGGUCCGAGCUUCUGCGGCUGCGGCGGCCGGGAGUACCCCCUGCCCGCUCCCCACCUCCUUUGCCCUUGUUCUGGAAAUCACAAGCUAGAAGUUUCUCGCCCUCCAGCUGGACCAGAAAUCCAAUUUUCUUCAGGUGGAAGGAGAUGCUGUUUACUCAUUCAUCGCUCACAAGGCUGAAAGAUCAGCUGCCUUUCUGAAUCAGACGAUAACUUUGUCAUUCUUUUCCGACUGAAAACCAUGACUCAUCAGUUGGUGCUGUAGGAGCUGGAUGACUUAAACGCCAGGCUGUUGUUCCGAACAGCCAGGUACAGGAUUGGAUUCAGGCCACAGAGUGGAGGCUGCUGGGAAUGCCUGAGAAGUCUCUAAGGAGAGGAGGUUGCUGUUUACUCAGAUGGAGUGUUUUAAAGUGGUGAAGCCGGUCACCCAUUUCUUCUCUUGAUGUGUCAUGUGGUUUUCCCUGGGAGCCGCUGCCUGAGUGGAAAUGCUGUCAGUGGUGGAGAAUGGAGUGGACCCCCGGGAUGCCAUCGCGGUCAUCAAGAAGAAGCUAGUGGGAUCCAUGAAGGCAUUGCAGAAGCAGUAUGCAUCCUCGGACACAGUGGUCACCAGUGAAGACGGAGAUGCCAACACCCUGUGCAGCGCCCUGGAGGCCGUGUUUAUCCACGGCCUGCACGCCAAGCACAUCCGAGCGGAGGCCGGGGGGAAAAGGAAGAAGAGUGCCUACCAGAAGCCGCUGCCUCAGCCUGUCUUCUGGCCCCUCCUGAAGGCCAUCACCCACAAGCACACCAUCUCGGACGUGGAGCACCUGGCCUUCGUCAGCACGGACGUGGGCCGCUGCCGGGCCUGGCUGCGGCUGGCCCUCAACGACGGCCUGAUGGAGUGCUACCUGAAGCUGCUGCUGCAGGAGCCGGCCCGCCUGUGCGAGUACUACCAGCCCUCCGCCCUGCUCCGAGACCCCGAGGAGAGCGAGUUCCUCCUCAGCUUCCUGCAGGGACUCACAUCCUUGUCCUUCGAGCUCUCCUACAAGUCCUCCAUCCUGAACGAGUGGACGCUCACCCCGCUGGCCCUCUCUGGGCUUUGCCCAUUCUCUGAGCUCGACCCUGUCACUACCUCGGGGACAGAACUACAGCGGAAGGAGUCUCUGGAUUCCAUCUCCCACUCCUCAGGCUCAGAGGACAUCGAAGUCCAGCACUCGGGCCAUAAGAUCCAGCGGCACAGGCAGCUCACUGCCUCCUCCCUCAGCCUGGACACGGCCAGUUCGUCCCAGCUGUCCUGCAGCCUCAACUCCGAUAGCCUCCUACUCCCGGAGAAUGGCUCCAAGAGUCCAGAUCACUCCGAGGAGCCCAUGUCCUACGACUCGGACCUGGGGACAGCCAAUGCCGAUGAUUCAGACCCGUCUCUGCACGAGGUGUUGUCUGAAUUCAACAAAGCCCAGGUAAACUCUGUGCCAACCAACGGACUGAGCCGAGAAACGGAGAUUCCCACACUACAGGCCUCACUCUCCCUCCACGGCCUCUGCCUCGACACCAGCACACACCUGCACGUUGAGGCGCCUGCAGAGCCCCUCCCUGCCCAAGCAGCCUCUGGGGCUGCAGAUGGUGGCCACAAGCAGGAACCGCUUUCCCUGGCACCUGGCAUCCCGGGCUUGCAGCAUCUGGGCACUGCCCAAGCUGUCCCCUGGAGGAGCGCUUCAGACCAGCAGCCUUCUAGUCCUGUGAGAGCAGUCGGCCAAGGGGAUGGCCAGCAGAGGCCCUCGGUGGAUGACGGAGCUGGGCGGAGCCUCAUGGUUUCCUCACCCACCAGUCCGAAAAGCAGGAGCUGGAUCUCGGAAGAUGACUUCUACCGGCCUCCCCAGGAACCACCUCCAGAGAGUCCUUCAGACGGCUCCGUAGCUUCUCCCAGAGGGACUCCAGAGUCCAGGCCGUGUCUUCUCAGGCAUUUCUCUCAAGGACCCAGAAAAAGCUCCUCCAUGGGGGCCUUAGACAAAGCUUGUGUGCCUUCUCCAGGAAGCAGGAAAAGCCCGGCAGCCACCACGCAGGAGCAUAAGAACUUCAGGGUGGUGCAUCGCAGGCAGAUGGGACUGUCCAACCCGUUCCGGGGUCUCAUGAAGCUGGGCACCGUGGAGCGGCGGGGGGCGAUGGGCAUCUGGAAGGAGCUCUUCUGCGAGCUCUCCCCGCUAGAGUUCCGCCUCUACCUGAGCGGCGAGGAGCGCACCUGCGUGGACAACUGCUCGCUGCUGCGCUGUGAGUCCGUGGGGCCGGCCCACAGCGACGGCCGCUUCGAGCUGGUCUUCUCCGGCAAGAAGCUGACCCUGCGCGCCUCCUCCCAGGACGAGGCCGAGGACUGGCUGGACCGGGUGCGGGAGGCCCUGCAGAAGUGCCGGCCCCAGCAGGAGGAGGAGUGGGUGAACAUCCAGUACCCGGAGCAGCCCAGCGACCUGCCCGAAGGCCCCCCGGGCGGCCCCCCCUCCCACUCGGACCCCACGGAGCCCGCAUCCCUCCCGGGCACGCGGUGGGACUGGUCCUCCGCCCACGUCCCCGAGCCGGACGCUAUUAAAGAAUCCCUCCUGUACCUGCACACGGAGAGGACCUGGACGCCCUGUAUCUUCUCCCUGUCCUUGGAGGCCCUGAAGUGCUUCCGCGUGAAAAACGACGAGAAGAUGCUAAGUGACAGCCAUGGGGUGGAGACCAUCCGAGACAUCCUGCCGGACACCAGCCUCGGGGGCCCGUGCUUCUUCAAAAUCGUCACGGCCAAGGCCAUCCUGAAGCUGCAGGCCGGCAGCGCCGAGGAGGCCGCCCUGUGGAGGGACCUGGUGCGCAAGGUGCUGGCGUCCUACCUGGAGACCGCGGAGGAGGCCGUGACCCUGGGCGGCAGUCUGGACGAGAACUGCCAGGAGGUGCUGAGGUUCGCCACCGGGGAGCACGGCUUCCUGCUGCAGUACCUGGUGGCCAUCCCCACCGAGAAGGGCCUCGACUCCCAGGGCUGCUUCUGUGCAGGCUGCUCCCGGCAGAUCGGCUUCUCAUUUGUACGACCCAAGCUCUGUGCCUUCUCUGGCCUCUAUUACUGUGACAUCUGCCACCAAGACGAUGCUUCAGUGAUUCCGGCCAGGAUCAUCCACAACUGGGACCUCACCAAGCGCCCGAUCUGCCGGCAGGCCCUGAAGUUCCUGAUGAAGAUCCGGGCCCAACCCCUCAUCAACCUGCAGCUGGUGAACCCAUCGCUGUACGAACACGAGGAGCGGAUGCGCCUCAUCGGGAGGAGCCGGGAGCAGCUGAAGCUUCUGGGGGAUUACCUGGGCCUGUGCCGAAGUGGGGCCCUGAAGGAGCUCAGCAAGAGGCUCAGCCACAGGAAUUAUCUCUUGGAGUCUCCCCACAAGUACAGUGUCGCUGACCUCCAGCAGAUCUCGGAGGGAGUGUAUGAAGGAUUCCUCAAGGCCCUGAUCGAGUUUGCCUCCCAGCAUGUCUACCACUGUGACCUGUGCACCCAGCGUGGCUUCAUCUGCCAGAUCUGCCACCACCAUGACAUCAUCUUCCCCUUUGAGUUUGACACCACUGUCAGGUGUGGCGAGUGCAAGACCGUCUUCCACCAGAGCUGCCAGGCCGUGGUGAAGGGCUGCCCCCGCUGUGCCCGCCGGCGCAAGUACCACGAACAGAACGCUCUCACCUAACCCGGUCUCCUCACCCCCCCAAAGGCCUCGGGGUGAGGGUUCAGCUCAGCCAUGCAGCUGGGUUUGCCAUCAGCCCCGGCCACUCUCUCAAGGUGUCACAGCUGUCUCCCUCGUCAGGAAGACUCUCAGAUGUGACCGGAGCAUGAGCGCUCCAGAGGGAGCCCUUGAUGAUUGGUGCCCCCCUCAUCUGCUCCAGGAGGUGGGACACCGGCAGACGCCCCCUGUCCGGGGUGCUGGGGUGGGGGGACUUUGCACUCAUCAGGCUCCAGCUCACCUCACUGACAUGGCACCCCCAUCAGGGCUGUUCACACACUGUGGAAAUAAGACUUGGGGCGCAUUUUCAAAUCCACAUUCCUGAGUAAAAGGUCUAGUUUUUUAAGGUGGGUUUUCCCCUUCCCAUUUCAAUAGAAAAUAUUUUUUUAUUCUUAACCCUAUACAAGUCACCCAGGAAAUCCAGGCGUUCUCACCACGAGCAAACGGGCAGGUGCCGCCCCGGCCUGGUCUGCAGACAGGCGGGCGGUUGGGCAUCCCUGGGGCAGAGCCCGCCAGCUGCCUUGCCUUCACCCUCCCCAGACGCUUGCUGCCAACAGCUCAAGUGCAAUGUGCCAAACCGCCCAUGGGGCCAGGCGGGGUCGGUCCUGAUGCCACCUUCUCCCUCUCCCUCUCCUUACUCCCUGCCCCCUGCUCCCCACCUGGAAAGCCCAUCUUUCUCUGUGUUCGAGCCCCCCGGCUCUUCUGUAGCCUGGAUCCUGGUCCCUGCAGGAGAAGGGGAAUGACUCCACACCAGCACUGUCAGCACUUUGCAUCUUCCUUGGGCCAGGGAAGGGCCCACCCCUCAGCCCCAUGCCCUCCUCACUCCUGCCCCACACUGGGACACUCUCAGGGGUCCCACCCCUGCCUGCCUGACCCCUGCUGGGACAGGUAGUCUGGGCUCACAGAGAGGGCAGCGUGCCCAGGCCGGGGGCCGGCCUUGGCACACACUGGAACAGUGACCCGUCCUUCACGAAGCGUGCCAGCCCUGCUGCUGAGAUGUGUGGGGCCAGCGGGGGAAGGUCCAUGGAGUCACACAAAGCCAUGCAGUCACACAGCUUUGCUGGACUGGCCCAGGAGGGGCGCCGCUGGAGACUGGGAAAUUUCAUUGAAACACCAUUGCCAUUUGAAGGGGUGUUGGCAUUGUUUUCAAAUGAUAUUUAGACCCUUGAGGUUUGGGGGAAUCUGGGUGUGGUUUCUCUGCUGCAUCCUCCCCUCCCCUCCUGAAUCCAGCAAGCACCCCCUCAGCCCUGGAGCCCUCUGGUCAUCUCUGUACUCAACUUGAGAUUGGGGGCCUCAUGUGAAGGUCCACCUGUCCUGUCAGGAGAUGAGCCUACUCCCACUUCUCCCUUGGGGUGAUCUGGCUGCUGAGUCACCAGUCUAGCCCUGUGGAGCCGGAUAAAUUGUGCAAUAGAACAGAGGAGGUGCUAGGCAGGUGGGGGAGGGGCUGCCACACAGCCUCUGUCCCUUCUCGUAAGAUGGUGCACACCUGUGCAGCACACCAAAGCCUCCAGAACCAGAAAUGGAUCCUUAUCCUCACCCCACCCUCACAGAGCAUUUAUGCAAGCACAGCCUGAUGGGAGCCCCAGCUGCCCCGACCCCUGAGUGGGCAGGAGCCCAGCCCGGGAUGAGCAGUGUGGCCCUGGCCUGGGCCUGUGAGUAUAUUCUAUAUCCCACGAGGUGCCCUAGGAGGUGGCAGCAGUGAGACCCUGGAGGCGCUCACUUCAGUCCGCUCCACCCCUGCGCUCCCGGAGGUUGGUAGCAUUAAAGCUGAUGCUCUCCCCAUCCCCAAAAGCUGCUGAUGCUUUCAGAUGAGCUGAGUUACACCUCCUCACCUCCGAUGGAAAGCUGAUGUGAGCCCCAGUAGUGUCCACACUAUUUAAAGUGUCACUUUAUGCAAUAAACUUGGCAGUAUGGGGCCCCGGUCCUGAGACGUGCUUUGCAAUGUACUGAAGGAACUGCUGCUGUGUGUUGUUUGAAUGAUUUUGCAGUAAAGAUCUGAUAUUUCUAA